AUGAAGCCACUGUAUUUGGUGUUUGGCCUUUGGGUUCUCAUAGGAUGCUUCCUGUCUGGUGAGUGUCACAGAGGCCCCAGAGGACAUGAUCCUAGACGACGACCACCACCACCUCCUCCUCCUCCUCCCCCUCCCUUUGGUCCAGGAAUUGGUCAACCACCCCCUCCACAUUUUGGUCCAGGAUUUGGUCCACCCCCUCCUCCUCCUCCUCCUCCUCCUCCCCCUCCCUUUGGUCCAGGAUUUGGUCCACCACCCCCUCCUCCUCCCUUUGGUUUUUAUCCUCCUUAUAUACCACGUCCUCCACACCAUAGACCUCCAGCCAAUCCUCCUACAAGGCCUCCUCCAAGCAAUCCUCCUUCUCGACCUCCUCCCACAGUACAAGCAAAUACAAUACCAGCUGCCAAUAUCUCUGUAACUACUGGUAUUGCCCCAAAUUCCACUAAUAAUUUGUAG
This is a messenger RNA of Rattus rattus (black rat), 453 nucleotides long. Its product is annotated as submaxillary gland androgen-regulated protein 3A-like. Gene Ontology annotation, molecular function: endopeptidase inhibitor activity. Lineage: Eukaryota; Metazoa; Chordata; Mammalia; Rodentia; Muridae. Gene Ontology annotation, biological process: regulation of sensory perception of pain. The record is from RefSeq and is a predicted model, not a curated record.